AUGGUUUCGGCACCUGCCAGAAAAACAAAUGCAAGCAAAAGCCGGUCCCCGGCCAAGGACCGCAGAUCGGCAAACAGAACACAGAGUGCCGAAGCAUCGCUCGUGUCGUCGAGCGUUCCCAGCUCACCGACCAAGACUGAGACGCCGCGAACUGCCCGAUAUUCGCACCAUCUCCCGACAGACCAGCAGCGAAAGGGAAAUGGACGCGUUGCCGGCCGAAACCUGAUUAUGUGGAAUCGUCCACGAAUGGCAGAGAAGCUGCUACUGCACAUCCACUACGAGUGUAGUCGACACAAGCUCCAGCUGCCUUGGGAUGCUAUUGCUCAUCGUUUCCAUCCCGGGUCGUCGGGAGCUGCCAUAAUCCAGCACAUCAAUCGUCUUCGCCGCGAGGUCCUGGUUGAAGGCCAUCUCGUCCCGCCUCUCACUCAGAGGUCUUCUGCGACGCCAGCUGAUCCUAACCUUCGUGGAUACGUCCGCCGAGACACCGAGGGCGACUACGUCGAGACUACCCGUCCUGUGUAUUUUGACGAGAGACUUGACGACCCCAAGUUUAGUAUCCCGGGUGAUUUUCCCUUUAACGAAGAGUCGAUGGAACCCGAGGUUGAGCUGGGCAGCUCUUCGGCUGGCUCAGAGGAGGGAGACUAUCGCCAAGACUCCCCCACUCCAAUGACACGGAAUAGCUCAAAAUCUUUAAACGGCUCCAUGGAUUUUUAUGAGACCUUUACGCCGCAGUUUGUGGCCCCAGUUGAAGCUGUGAGAGACACACGAGGCCUGCCGCCCCAUCUUCAGCAUCCUCACGUCAGCCAUGAGGCAGUGGAAAUGGAACCCACUCACAGCCGACACUUCUCGCAUGGAUCAGAGUCUGGUGCUAAUCCAGCCAAAGGCACAGCUUCGCCCAACGAAUCGUUCGAGACCAACAUCGCAGCAAUAACACCAGGGCACGUCGCCUUUCCCAGCAUCCCUCAACACGCGCAUCACGGCUACAGGAUGGCUGCCUUGCAAAACUGGUCUCACCCACUCAUGUACCAGAUGAGCCUACCACCAAAAAUGCAUCCGUCCGCUUUUAGCUUUGAUCACCAGGACUGCUUACAUGCCUCUUUCCACAUGGGGAUGCCUUUCGCAAUGACAAGUCCAUACGAGCCCUACUUGGCACUGGACCCAGGCCUCAUGAAACAAAGCGUUGCGCAACCGGUACCGAUUACUGCUGGCGCAAAGGAGGGAGCAGUGCAAGCCGAGCCGGCUACAGCGCACGGUGCACGAAUUGGAGAUCCAUUCGUUGGCCUGGCUGGUGCGGAAGAAACUAAGCUUACUGAUAUUACGACAUCACUUACCCAAAACUAG
This is a messenger RNA of Metarhizium acridum CQMa 102, 1341 nucleotides long. RefSeq lists its product as uncharacterized. The record is from RefSeq and is a predicted model, not a curated record. Lineage: Eukaryota; Fungi; Ascomycota; Sordariomycetes; Hypocreales; Clavicipitaceae.